UACCUGUGGAGCGUUCGGCACUCCGCAACACCACUAUGGGGACUUUAAAUUUAAUAACUGUAACGUUAACAAUAUGGCUCACUCUAUCUAUUGGACUGGUUGCUUCACAAACGACCAUAGCGAUCAUUGAACCGCUGACGAAAACCCAACUGAUUUCAGGAAUUGCAUCAGCGCAUAACGAGCUUGUCUGCAGCACGUGGGGAAAUUACCACUUCUUGACGUUCGAUGGAGACGCUUUCCAACUCCCGUCCACAUGUAACCACAUCCUGACGUCGCAGUGCGGGGGCAGCUAUGAAGAAUUUAACGUUCAGAUGAGACGGGCGAUCGUGAACGGCAAGCCCACGAUCAGCAAAAUCACCUUGAAGCUGGACGGCACAGUGGUGGAGCUCGUUAAAGACUUAAUCAGCGUCAACGGCCAACCGGUCAGUGUACCGUAUGUCAGUGGCGGAGUUCAUAUUGAAAGGCUCAGCUCUUAUCUCACCAUCAAAUCCACAGUAGGGCUAACAGCCUUGUGGAAUGAAGAUGACGCCUUCAUGAUCGAAUUAGAUUCAAAGUACAAAAAUCAGACGUGUGGGCUUUGCGGCGACUUCAACGGAGUCCCGGGUUACGAUGAACUAAUCAAGAAUGGUGUGUCUCUCUCUCCUACUGAUUAUGGAACUCUCUGGAAGAUGGACGGACCCACAGAAAGUUGUGAGGACGAACCUGUAGAAGAAUAUAAGAACUGCGGAGAUGAGAAUUUCUGCCGCCAGCUGUUCCUCAGCGAGGCGUUCAGCAGCUGCAACUCUCUGGUGUCGGUCGAUGUGUUUGUGACAGCAUGUAUGGAGGAUCUCUGCCAGUGUAACACAACUACAGACUCGUCCUGCUUGUGUCAAACUGUAGCAGAAUAUUCGCAUCAGUGCGUCCACGCAGGAGGGAGACCACAAAACUGGAGGUCUGACGUCUUCUGCCCAAAGUCAUGCCCAGAUACCAUGGCGUAUACAGAGUGUGGGAGCCCAUGUACCGAUACCUGCUCGAACUCUGAGAGAGGAGAGGUGUGUGACGAACACUGCAUUGAUGGAUGCUUCUGUCCUCCAGGCACUGUGUGGGACGAUGUCACCAACUCCGGCUGUAUUCCAUUGAGUUCAUGCUCCUGUGUUCAUGAAGGACAAGUGUAUAAGUCUGGGGAAAAUUACACAGCUAGCUGCAGGGAAUGCACCUGCUCAGGAGGUCAGUGGACAUGUGUGUAUAAAGACUGCCCUGGUACUUGCUCGGUUUUGGGAGGUUCGCACAUCAUAACGUUUGACGAAAAACCCUACACGUUUCCCGGGGAGUGUUCGUACGUUCUUGCAAAGGAGUGCUCGGGCGUCGAUUUCACCAUUCUGGGUGAUUUGAUUAAAUGUGGCCUGUCUGACAGCGAGACCUGCCUGAAAACGGUCACCCUCGCGUUAUCACAAGGCAGUAAGGUGAUCCGAGUGGACUCGACUGGGAACGUUGACGUGGACAGGAUUUACACACAGCUUCCACUUUUUACAGCUGAAGUGAGCAUCUUCAAGCCAUCAUCAUUCUACAUCGUCAUCAAGGUCAUCAGUGUCGACCUUCUUCUAGAGAUCCAGCUCGUUCCCAUCAUGCAGGUUUUCAUCACGGUGGAUAGAGCUUUUCAAGGACAAACAUGUGGACUUUGUGGCAAUUUCAACAACAUCCAGGCCGACGAUUUCACCACAGCUGGUGGACUUAGAGAAGGAACGGCGGUGGAUUUUGCCAACACCUGGAAGACCAGAGCAAACUGCCCAGACAUCCAGAGAACCUUCGAGAACCCGUGCAGUUUGAGCACUGAAAAUGAGAAAUACGCGCAGCACUGGUGCUCCCUGCUCUCAGAUCCUAACGGAGUUUUCGCCAGCUGCCAUUUAGAAAUCAGCCCUGACACCUACAAAUCGAACUGUAUCUAUGACUCGUGUAACUGUGAGAAGUCAGAGGACUGCAUGUGUGCUGCACUGUCUUCGUACGCACAUGCAUGUGCUGCUAAAGGGAUCGUCCUCAACGGCUGGAGAGAUGCUGCUUGCAAGAACUACACAGAGUGCCCUAGCACCUUAGUUUACUCAUAUGAAAUGACCAGCUGUCAGCGUACAUGCCGCACCAUCGGGCAGAACGACUACGUCUGCAGCAUCAGCACCGCGCCAGUGGACGGCUGCGGGUGCGAAUCGGGCACCUACAUGAACGAAAAAGGAAUUUGCGUUACGGCAAACAACUGCCCAUGUUACGAUUCAAACACAGUCAUUCAGCCCGGCGAGAUCAUUAGCAAAGACGGCACCACAUGCUCAUGUAAGCAAGGCAAACUGAGCUGCAUCGGUGUCCUGAGAGUGCAAGAAUGUGCUGAACCAAUGACAUUCUUCAACUGUUCCACCUCUGCUCCCGGAAGCAAAGGCUCUGAAUGUCAGAAGAGCUGCCAGACACUGGACAUGGACUGUAUCAGCACAGAGUGUGUGUCCGGCUGUGUGUGUCCCUCUGGCCUGGUGUCAGAUGGAAACGGCGGUUGUAUCACUGAAGACCUUUGUCCAUGUGUCCAUAACGGAGAGAAAUAUCAAGCUGGAGAGAGCGUUCAAGAUGGCUGCAACACAUGCACAUGUAAGGACAGAAAAUGGCAGUGCACCAUGAAUCAGUGCAGAGGGACAUGCAGCAUCUAUGGAGAUGGCCAUUACAUAACCUUUGAUGAAAAACAAUACACGUUUAAUGGAAACUGUGAAUAUGCCCUUGCUCAGGACUUCUGUAGUGGCAGUAGCAGCAACGGCACUUUCAGAGUCAUCAGUGAAAACAUUCCCUGUGGAACAACCGGCACCACCUGCUCUAAAGCCAUCAAACUCUUCAUUGGAAGCAAUGAGCUGAUCCUCACAGAUGGAACAUACCAAGUGGUACAGAGAGGCAAUGGAGAUGAAAUCCCGUACCAGAUCCGCACGAUGGGAAACUACUUGGUGGUUGAGACUUAUAACGGCGUAAUGCUCGUAUGGGACAGAAAAACAACAAUAUACAUUGUGCUCAGUCCUGGCUUUAAUGGAAAUGUGUGCGGCCUGUGUGGAAACUUUGAUGGAAAUGCCAACAAUGACUUCACCACAAGAAGCCAAGAAGUUGUCAUUGACCAACUGACCUUCGGAAAUAGCUGGAAGGUGUCUCCGACUUGUCCAGAGGCAUUUGCCAUUCAAGAGCCAUGCACUAAUAAUCCGUACAGGGAGGCCUGGGCACAGAAACAGUGCAGCAUUAUAAAUAGUGACACUUUCGCCGCUUGCCAUUCAAAGGUGGAACCAGCUUCUUAUUAUUCCGCAUGUGUGAGUGAUGCAUGUGCUUGUGACAGUGGAGGAGACUGUGAGUGUUUCUGUACUGCUGUAGCAGCCUAUGCUAAGGCCUGUAAUGCUGCUGGAGUGUGUGUUUCCUGGAGAAGCCCAAAGAUUUGCCCAUUGUUUUGCGAUUACUACAACCCACCUGGUGAGUGUGAGUGGCACUACAAGCCUUGUGGUCACACAUGUCUGAAGACCUGCAGGAACCCCACAGGAAACUGCACAAUGAAGACUCCAGCACUGGAAGGUUGUUAUCCUGAAUGCCCAGAAGAUCUCCCCUUGUUCGAUGAGGAUAACAUGAAGUGUGUGGCAGAGGACCAGUGUGGCUGCUACGCUGAAAUGCUACGUUACGAUAUUGGGCAAUCUGUCCCUGCUAAGAACAACUGUCAGAAAUGCGAGUGCACAUCAAAUGGAGUGAGCUGCAAUUAUAAUGUAAACGCUUGUACAUGCCAACAUAAUAAUACUAUGUACAAGUAUGGAGACAUCAUUUACCACACAACGGAUGGACUUGGAAACUGCAUUAUUGCUAUUUGUGCUGAGGAUGGAAACAUUAAUAAGACAGUGGCUCCUUGUGAAACUACAGUUGCCCCAACAGUACCAACAACACCACUGACUACAACAGCAAAGCCUACAACAGUAUUUGUUUUUACCACACCAGAAACAACAACUCCAAGUGCAACAACCACAGAAGCACCUACAGCAACUCCAGAAAUCACGACAAGUGAAAUCCUACCAACACAAAUCUCUGUGACAACAGCAACAACAGCAAUUGCUGCAAUCACAAAGACACCUAGCAUACUCACAGGCACAACAGGCACAACAGGCACAAUAGGCACAACAGUAAAACUCACAACAUCAAUGGAAAGCAUGUCACCUUCCUUACCAACAGAAAUUACAAGCACAGCUCCACCAAAGACAACAGCCGUGCCGACAGGUAUACCGACUACUCAGCCUUUCGAAACUACUAUUGCCAAAGAAACCACUAUUUCCCCAGAAAAAACAACAUUGCCAAUUACAACAGCUCCCAUCACAACCACCACAAGACCAGAAGUAACGAGCAGUCUGCCUUCCACAGAGACCACCAUAUCACCAGAAAUUACAACACUGACAACCAAACCAGUUGUAAAGGUAACAACAGUGCUUCCAGAAGUGACGACCACUGAGGUUCCUACAUCUCCUUCCAAAGAGACCACAGGUCCAGCAGAAACAACAGCACUGACCACCACAGCUGCUCCAAAGACAACAUCCGUGCCAACAGUUGUACCGACCACUCAGCCUUUGGAAACUACUAUUGCCGAGAAAACCACUAUUUCCCCAGAAAAAACAACAUUGCCAAUUACAACAGCUCCCAUCACCACCAGCACAGGACCAGAAGUAACGAGCAGUCGGCCUUCCACAGAGACCACCAUAUCACCAGAAGUAACAACAUUGACAACCAAACCAGUUGUAAAGGUAACCACAGUGCUUCCAGAAGUGACGACCACUGAGGUUCCUACAUCUCCUUCCAAAGAGACCACCGGUCCAGCAGAAACAACAGCACUGACCACCACAGCUGCUCCAAAGACAACAUCCGUGCCAACAGUUGUACCGACCACUCAACCUUUGGAAACUACUAUUGCAGAGGAAACCACUAUUUCCCCAGAAAAAACAACAUUGCCAAUUACAACUCCUCCAAUCACCACCACCACAGGACCAGAAGUAACGAGCAGUCGGCCUUCCACAGAGACCACCAUUUCACCAGAAAUCACAACAUUGACAACCAAACCAGUUGUAAAGGAAACAACAGUGGUUCUAGAAGUGACGACCACUAAGGUUCCUACAUCUCCUUCCAAAGAGACCACAGGUCCAGCAGAAACAACAGCACCGACCACCACAGCUGCUCCAAAGACAACAUCCGUGCCAACAGUUGUACCGACCACUCAACCUUUGGAAACUACUAUUGCAGAGGAAACCACUAUUUCCCCAGUAAAAACAACAUUGCCAAUUACAACUCCUCCAAUCACCACCACCACAGGACCAGAAGUAACGAGCAGUCGGCCUUCCACAGAGACCACCAUUUCACCAGAAAUAACAACAUUGACAACCAAACCAGUUGUAAAGGUAACCACAGUGCUUCCAGAAGUGACGACCACUGAGGUUCCUACAUCUCCUUCCAAAGAGACCACAGGUCCAGCAGAAACAACAGCACUGACCACCACAGCUGCUCCAAAGACAACAUCCGUGCCAACAGUUGUACCGACCACUCAGCCUUUGGAAACUACUACUGCUGAGGAAACCACUAUUUCCACAGAAAAAACAACAUUGCCAAUUACAACUCCUCCAAUCACCACCACCACAGGACCAGAAGUAACGAGCAGUCGGCCUUCCACAGAGACCACCAUUUCACCAGAAAUAACAACAUUGACAACCAAACCAGUUGUAAAGGUAACCACAGUGCUUCCAGAAGUGACGACCACUGAGGUUCCUACAUCUCCUUCCAAAGAGACCACAGGUCCAGCAGAAACAACAGCACUGACCACCACAGCUGCUCCAAAGACAACAUCCGUGCCAACAGUUGUACCGACCACUCAGCCUUUGGAAACUACUACUGCUGAGGAAACCACUAUUUCCACAGAAAAAACAACAUUGCCAAUUACAACUCCUCCAAUCACCACCACCACAGGACCAGAAGUAACGAGCAGUCGGCCUUCCACAGAGACCACCAUUUCACCAGAAAUAACAACAUUGACAACCAAACCAGUUGUAAAGGUAACAACAGUGCUUCCAGAAGUGACGACCACUGAGGUUCCUACAUCUCCUUCCAAAGAAACCACAGGUCCAGCAGAAACAACAGCACUGACCACCACAGCUGCUCCAAAGACAACAUCCGUGCCAACAGUUGUACCGACCACUCAACCUUUGGAAACUACUAUUGCCGAGGAAACCACUAUUUCCCCAGAAAAAACAACAUUGCCAAUUACAACUCCUCCAAUCACCACCACCACAGGACCAGAAGUAACGAGCACUCGGCCUUCCACAGAGACCACCAUUUCACCAGAAAUAACAACAUUGACAACCAAACCAGUUGUAAAGGUAACCACAGUGCUUCCAGAAGUGACGACCACUGAGGUUCCUACAUCUCCUUCCAAAGAGACCACAGGUCCAGCAGAAACAACAGCACUGACCACCACAGCUGCUCCAAAGACAACAUCCGUGCCAACAGUUGUACCGACCACUCAGCCUUUGGAAACUACUACUGCUGAGGAAACCACUAUUUCCCCAGAAAAAACAACAUUGCCAAUUACAACUCCUCCAAUCACCACCACCACAGGACCAGAAGUAACGAGCAGUCGGCCUUCCACAGAGACCACCAUUUCACCAGAAAUAACAACAUUGACAACCAAACCAGUUGUAAAGGUAACCACAGUGCUUCCAGAAGUGACGACCACUGAGGUUCCUACAUCUCCUUCCAAAGAGACCACAGGUCCAGCAGAAACAACAGCACUGACCACCACAGCUGCUCCAAAGACAACAUCCGUGGCAACAGUUGUACCGACCACUCAGCCUUUGGAAACUACUACUGCUGAGGAAACCACUAUUUCCCCAGAAAAAACAACAUUGCCAAUUACAACUCCUCCAAUCACCACCACCACAGGACCAGAAGUAACGAGCACUCGGCCUUCCACAGAGACCACCAUUUCACCAGAAAUAACAACAUUGACAACCAAACCAGUUGUAAAGGUAACAACAGUGCUUCCAGAAGUGACGACCACUGAGGUUCCUACAUCUCCUUCCAAAGAAACCACAGGUCCAGCAGAAACAACAGCACUGACCACCACAGCUGCUCCAAAGACAACAUCCGUGCCAACAGUUGUACCGACCACUCAACCUUUGGAAACUACUAUUGCCGAGGAAACCACUAUUUCCCCAGAAAAAACAACAUUGCCAAUUACAACUCCUCCAAUCACCACCACCACAGGACCAGAAGUAACGAGCACUCGGCCUUCCACAGAGACCACCAUUUCACCAGAAAUAACAACAUUGACAACCAAACCAGUUGUAAAGGUAACCACAGUGCUUCCAGAAGUGACGACCACUGAGGUUCCUACAUCUCCUUCCAAAGAGACCACAGGUCCAGCAGAAACAACAGCACUGACCACCACAGCUGCUCCAAAGACAACAUCCGUGCCAACAGUUGUACCGACCACUCAGCCUUUGGAAACUACUACUGCUGAGGAAACCACUAUUUCCCCAGAAAAAACAACAUUGCCAAUUACAACUCCUCCAAUCACCACCACCACAGGACCAGAAGUAACGAGCAGUCGGCCUUCCACAGAGACCACCAUUUCACCAGAAAUAACAACAUUGACAACCAAACCAGUUGUAAAGGAAACAACAGUGGUUCUAGAAGUGACGACCACUAGGGUUCCUACAUCUCCUUCCAAAGAGACCACAGGUCCAGCAGAAACAACAGCACUGACCACCACAGCUGCUCCAAAGACAACAUCCGUGCCAACAGUUGUACCGACCACUCAGCCUUUGGAAACUACUAUUGCUGAGGAAACCACUAUUUCCCCAGAAAAAACAACAUUGCCAAUUACAACUCCUCCAAUCACCACCACCACAGGACCAGAAGUAACGAGCAGUCGGCCUUCCACAGAGACAACCAUUUCACCAGAAAUAACAACAUUGACAACCAAACCAGUUGUAAAGGUAACCACAGUGCUUCCAGAAGUGACGACCACUGAGGUUCCUACAUCUCCUUCCAAAGAGACCACAGGUCCAGCAGAAACAACAGCACUGACCACCACAGCUGCUCCAAAGACAACAUCCGUGCCAACAGUUGUACCGACCACUCAGCCUUUGGAAACUACUACUGCUGAGGAAACCACUAUUUCCCCAGAAAAAACAACAUUGCCAAUUACAACUCCUCCAAUCACCACCACCACAGGACCAGAAGUAACGAGCAGUCGGCCUUCCACAGAGACCACCAUUUCACCAGAAAUAACAACAUUGACAACCAAACCAGUUGUAAAGGUAACCACAGUGCUUCCAGAAGUGACGACCACUGAGGUUCCUACAUCUCCUUCCAAAGAGACCACAGGUCCAGCAGAAACAACAGCACUGACCACCACAGCUGCUCCAAAGACAACAUCCGUGCCAACAGUUGUACCGACCACUCAGCCUUUGGAAACUACUACUGCUGAGGAAACCACUAUUUCCACAGAAAAAACAACAUUGCCAAUUACAACUCCUCCAAUCACCACCACCACAGGACCAGAAGUAACGAGCACUCGGCCUUCCACAGAGACCACCAUUUCACCAGAAAUAACAACAUUGACAACCAAACCAGUUGUAAAGGUAACCACAGUGCUUCCAGAAGUGACGACCACUGAGGUUCCUACAUCUCCUUCCAAAGAGACCACAGGUCCAGCAGAAACAACAGCACUGACCACUACAGCUGCUCCAAAGACAACAUCCGUGCCAACAGUUGUACCGACCACUCAGCCUUUGGAAACUACUAUUGCUGAGGAAACCACUAUUUCCCCAGAAAAAACAACAUUGCCAAUUACAACUCCUCCAAUCACCACCACCACAGGACCAGAAGUAACGAGCAGUCGGCCUUCCACAGAGACCACCAUUUCACCAGAAAUAACAACAUUGACAACCAAACCAGUUGUAAAGGUAACCACAGUGCUUCCAGAAGUGACGACCACUGAGGUUCCUACAUCUCCUUCCAAAGAGACCACAGGUCCAGCAGAAACAACAGCACUGACCACCACAGCUGCUCCAAAGACAACAUCCGUGCCAACAGUUGUACCGACCACUCAGCCUUUGGAAACUACUACUGCUGAGGAAACCACUAUUUCCCCAGAAAAAACAACAUUGCCAAUUACAACUCCUCCAAUCACCACCACCACAGGACCAGAAGUAACGAGCAGUCGGCCUUCCACAGAGACCACCAUUUCACCAGAAAUAACAACAUUGACAACCAAACCAGUUGUAAAGGUAACCACAGUGCUUCCAGAAGUGACGACCACUGAGGUUCCUACAUCUCCUUCCAAAGAGACCACAGGUCCAGCAGAAACAACAGCACUGACCACUACAGCUGCUCCAAAGACAACAUCCGUGCCAACAGUUGUACCGACCACUCAGCCUUUGGAAACUACUAUUGCUGAGGAAACCACUAUUUCCCCAGAAAAAACAACAUUGCCAAUUACAACUCCUCCAAUCACCACCACCACAGGACCAGAAGUAACGAGCAGUCGGCCUUCCACAGAGACCACCAUUUCACCAGAAAUAACAACAUUGACAACCAAACCAGUUGUAAAGGUAACCACAGUGCUUCCAGAAGUGACGACCACUGAGGUUCCUACAUCUCCUUCCAAAGAGACCACAGGUCCAGCAGAAACAACAGCACUGACCACCACAGCUGCUCCAAAGACAACAUCCGUGCCAACAGUUGUACCGACCACUCAGCCUUUGGAAACUACUACUGCUGAGGAAACCACUAUUUCCCCAGAAAAAACAACAUUGCCAAUUACAACUCCUCCAAUCACCACCACCACAGGACCAGAAGUAACGAGCAGUCGGCCUUCCACAGAGACCACCAUUUCACCAGAAAUAACAACAUUGACAACCAAACCAGUUGUAAAGGUAACCACAGUGCUUCCAGAAGUGACGACCACUGAGGUUCCUACAUCUCCUUCCAAAGAGACCACAGGUCCAGCAGAAACAACAGCACUGACCACCACAGCUGCUCCAAAGACAACAUCCGUGCCAACAGUUGUACCGACCACUCAGCCUUUGGAAACUACUACUGCUGAGGAAACCACUAUUUCCCCAGAAAAAACAACAUUGCCAAUUACAACUCCUCCAAUCACCACCACCACAGGACCAGAAGUAACGAGCAGUCGGCCUUCCACAGAGACCACCAUUUCACCAGAAAUAACAACAUUGACAACCAAACCAGUUGUAAAGGUAACCACAGUGCUUCCAGAAGUGACGACCACUGAGGUUCCUACAUCUCCUUCCAAAGAGACCACAGGUCCAGCAGAAACAACAGCACUGACCACCACAGCUGCUCCAAAGACAACAUCCGUGCCAACAGUUGUACCGACCACUCAGCCUUUGGAAACUACUACUGCUGAGGAAACCACUAUUUCCCCAGAAAAAACAACAUUGCCAAUUACAACUCCUCCAAUCACCACCACCACAGGACCAGAAGUAACGAGCAGUCGGCCUUCCACAGAGACCACCAUUUCACCAGAAAUAACAACAUUGACAACCAAACCAGUUGUAAAGGUAACCACAGUGCUUCCAGAAGUGACGACCACUGAGGUUCCUACAUCUCCUUCCAAAGAGACCACAGGUCCAGCAGAAACAACAGCACUGACCACCACAGCUGCUCCAAAGACAACAUCAGUGCCAACAGUUGUACCGACCACUCAGCCUUUGGAAACUACUACUGCUGAGGAAACCACUAUUUCCCCAGAAAAAACAACAUUGCCAAUUACAACUCCUCCAAUCACCACCACCACAGGACCAGAAGUAACGAGCAGUCGGCCUUCCACAGAGACCACCAUUUCACCAGAAAUAACAACAUUGACAACCAAACCAGUUGUAAAGGUAACCACAGUGCUUCCAGAAGUGACGACCACUGAGGUUCCUACAUCUCCUUCCAAAGAGACCACAGGUCCAGCAGAAACAACAGCACUGACCACCACAGCUGCUCCAAAGACAACAUCCGUGCCAACAGUUGUACCGACCACUCAGCCUUUGGAAACUACUACUGCUGAGGAAACCACUAUUUCCCCAGAAAAAACAACAUUGCCAAUUACAACUCCUCCAAUCACCACCACCACAGGACCAGAAGUAACGAGCAGUCGGCCUUCCACAGAGACCACCAUUUCACCAGAAAUAACAACAUUGACAACCAAACCAGUUGUAAAGGUAACAACAGUGCUUCCAGAAGUGACGACCACUGAGGUUCCUACAUCUCCUUCCAAAGAGACCACAGGUCCAGCAGAAACAACAGCACUGACCACCACAGCUGCUCCAAAGACAACAUCCGUGCCAACAGUUGUACCGACCACUCAGCCUUUGGAAACUACUACUGCUGAGGAAACCACUAUUUCCCCAGAAAAAACAACAUUGCCAAUUACAACUCCUCCAAUCACCACCACCACAGGACCAGAAGUAACGAGCAGUCGGCCUUCCACAGAGACCACCAUUUCACCAGAAAUAACAACAUUGACAACCAAACCAGUUGUAAAGGUAACCACAGUGCUUCCAGAAGUGACGACCACUGAGGUUCCUACAUCUCCUUCCAAAGAGACCACAGGUCCAGCAGAAACAACAGCACUGACCACCACAGCUGCUCCAAAGACAACAUCCGUGCCAACAGUUGUACCGACCACUCAGCCUUUGGAAACUACUACUGCUGAGGAAACCACUAUUUCCCCAGAAAAAACAACAUUGCCAAUUACAACUCCUCCAAUCACCACCACCACAGGACCAGAAGUAACGAGCACUCGGCCUUCCACAGAGACCACCAUUUCACCAGAAAUAACAACAUUGACAACCAAACCAGUUGUAAAGGUAACCACAGUGCUUCCAGAAGUGACGACCACUGAGGUUCCUACAUCUCCUUCCAAAGAGACCACAGGUCCAGCAGAAACAACAGCACUGACCACCACAGCUGCUCCAAAGACAACAUCCGUGCCAACAGUUGUACCGACCACUCAGCCUUUGGAAACUACUACUGCUGAGGAAACCACUAUUUCCCCAGAAAAAACAACAUUGCCAAUUACAACUCCUCCAAUCACCACCACCACAGGACCAGAAGUAACGAGCAGUCGGCCUUCCACAGAGACCACCAUUUCACCAGAAAUAACAACAUUGACAACCAAACCAGUUGUAAAGGUAACCACAGUGCUUCCAGAAGUGACGACCACUGAGGUUCCUACAUCUCCUUCCAAAGAGACCACAGGUCCAGCAGAAACAACAGCACUGACCACCACAGCUGCUCCAAAGACAACAUCCGUGCCAACAGUUGUACCGACCACUCAACCUUUGGAAACUACUAUUGCAGAGGAAACCACUAUUUCUCCAGAAAAAACAACAUUGCCAAUUACAACUCCUCCAAUCACCACCACCACAGGACCAGAAGUAACGAGCAGUCGGCCUUCCACAGAGACCACCAUUUCACCAGAAAUAACAACAUUGACAACCAAACCAGUUGUAAAGGUAACCACAGUGCUUCCAGAAGUGACGACCACUGAGGUUCCUACAUCUCCUUCCAAAGAGACCACAGGUCCAGCAGAAACAACAGCACUGACCACCACAGCUGCUCCAAAGACAACAUCCGUGCCAACAGUUGUACCGACCACUCAGCCUUUGGAAACUACUACUGCUGAGGAAACCACUAUUUCCCCAGAAAAAACAACAUUGCCAAUUACAACUCCUCCAAUCACCACCACCACAGGACCAGAAGUAACGAGCAGUCGGCCUUCCACAGAGACCACCAUUUCACCAGAAAUAACAACAUUGACAACCAAACCAGUUGUAAAGGAAACAACAGUGGUUCUAGAAGUGACGACCACUGAGGUUCCUACAUCUCCUUCCAAAGAAACCACAGGUCCAGCAGAAACAACAGCACUGACCACCACAGCUGCUCCAAAGACAACAUCCGUGCCAACAGUUGUACCGACCACUCAACCUUUGGAAACUACUAUUGCCGAGGAAACCACUAUUUCCCCAGAAAAAACAACAUUGCCAAUUACAACUCCUCCAAUCACCACCACCACAGGACCAGAAGUAACGAGCAGUCGGCCUUCCACAGAGACCACCAUUUCACCAGAAAUAACAACAUUGACAACCAAACCAGUUGUAAAGGUAACCACAGUGCUUCCAGAAGUGACGACCACUGAGGUUCCUACAUCUCCUUCCAAAGAGACCACAGGUCCAGCAGAAACAACAGCACUGACCACCACAGCUGCUCCAAAGACAACAUCCGUGCCAACAGUUGUACCGACCACUCAUCCUUUGGAAACUACUACUGCUGAGGAAACCACUAUUUCCCCAGAAAAAACAACAUUGCCAAUUACAACUCCUCCAAUCACCACCACCACAGGACCAGAAGUAACGAGCAGUCGGCCUUCCACAGAGACCACCAUUUCACCAGAAAUAACAACAUUGACAACCAAACCAGUUGUAAAGGUAACCACAGUGCUUCCAGAAGUGACGACCACUGAGGUUCCUACAUCUCCUUCCAAAGAGACCACAGGUCCAGCAGAAACAACAGCACUGACCACUACAGCUGCUCCAAAGACAACAUCCGUGCCAACAGUUGUACCGACCACUCAGCCUUUGGAAACUACUAUUGCUGAGGAAACCACUAUUUCCCCAGAAAAAACAACAUUGCCAAUUACAACUCCUCCAAUCACCACCACCACAGGACCAGAAGUAACGAGCAGUCGGCCUUCCACAGAGACCACCAUUUCACCAGAAAUAACAACAUUGACAACCAAACCAGUUGUAAAGGUAACCACAGUGCUUCCAGAAGUGACGACCACUGAGGUUCCUACAUCUCCUUCCAAAGAGACCACAGGUCCAGCAGAAACAACAGCACUGACCACCACAGCUGCUCCAAAGACAACAUCCGUGCCAACAGUUGUACCGACCACUCAACCUUUGGAAACUACUAUUGCCGAGGAAACCACUAUUUCCCCAGAAAAAACAACAUUGCCAAUUACAACUCCUCCAAUCACCACCACCACAGGACCAGAAGUAACGAGCAGUCGGCCUUCCACAGAGACCACCAUUUCACCAGAAAUAACAACAUUGACAACCAAACCAGUUGUAAAGGAAACAACAGUGGUUCUAGAAGUGACGACCACUAGGGCUCCUACAUCUCCUUCCAAAGAGACCACAGGUCCAGCAGAAACAACAGCACUGACCACCACAGCUGCUCCAAAGACAACAUCCGUGCCAACAGUUGUACCGACCACUCAGCCUUUUGAAACUACUACUGCUGAGGAAACCACUAUUUCCCCAGAAAAAACAACAUUGCCAAUUACAACUCCUCCAAUCACCACCACCACAGGACCAGAAGUAACGAGCAGUCGGCCUUCCACAGAGACCACCAUUUCACCAGAAAUAACAACAUUGACAACCAAACCAGUUGUAAAAGAAACAACAGUGGUUCUAGAAGUGACGACCACUAGGGCUCCUACAUCUCCUUCCAAAGAGACCACAGGUCCAGCAGAAACAACAGCACUGACCACCACAGCUGCUCCAAAGACAACAUCCGUGCCAACAGUUGUACCGACCACUCAGCCUUUGGAAACUACUACUGCUGAGGAAACCACUAUUUCCCCAGAAAAAACAACAUUGCCAAUUACAACUCCUCCAAUCACCACCACCACAGGACCAGAAGUAACGAGCAGUCGGCCUAUCACAGAGACCACCAUUUCACCAGAAAUAACAACAUUGACAACCAAACCAGUUGUAAAGGUAACCACAGUGCUUCCAGAAGUGACGACCACUGAGGUUCCUACAUCUCCUUCCAAAGAGACCACAGGUCCAGCAGAAACAACAGCACAGACCACCACAGCUGCUCCAAAGACAACAUCCGUGCCAACAGUUAUACCGACCACUCAGCCUUUGGAAACUACUAUUGCCGAGGAAACCACUAUUUCCCCAGAAAAAACAACAUUGCCAAUUACAACUGCUCCCAUCACCACCACCAAAGGACCAGAAGAAACCUCUAUUUUCCCAGAAAAAACCACACUGCCAAUUACAUCUCCUUCCAUCACCCCUACCACAAGACCAGAAAUAACAACAGCGACAAGUAUCCCGACUUCACUAGUCACCACAUCUAUUCCUACGACAACAAUUACAAUUGUAACUGGACCCAAACCAACUACUUUACUUCCAACAACAGGCUUGCAAAAGAACAUUAGUAGUACUAUAACUUCACCUGUGACAUCAGCAGCAGUCUGUUGUUUUGUGAAUGGAACAAAUUAUCCCUCAGACACUAUCAUUUAUAAUGUAACUGAUGGCUUUGGGUGGUGCUAUAUUGCAUACUGCAAUGCCACUUGCGACGUUGAUACAAAGUCAUAUUCCUGUUUGACAACACCACCUCCACUUACCACAACACCAUUCAGUACCACAGCAUUUAUAAGUACUCCAACAAGUAUUCCCACUGUUGCCACGCUUCCUACAACUGUAGCCCCAGACUGUACCACUAUUAACCCACCAAGAAAGGAUGGGGAGUCCUGGAAAGUGGAUAAUUGCACCACUGCAACAUGUACCAAUGGCUCGGUCAUCUAUGAACCACACAAGUGUAGCCCAGUUGAACAGAUAAACUGUGCAAAUGGCCGAACACCCAUUAAGGUUUACGAUGACACUGGCUGUUGCUUCAAAUACGAAUGUGAAUGCUCUUGUAGUGGAUGGAGUGGCUCUCAUUAUGUCACAUUUGAUGGAACCGCUUAUACCUUCAGUGAUAACUGCUCAUACAUUUUGGUUCAAGAAAUUUACAAUAAAAAUCUGAAAAUCAUCCUUGACAAGGGAGUAUGCAGCGAUGGGAGCUCCUUCUGCCCACAGAGCCUGAUAAUUACAUACAAUUCCCAGGAUGUUAUUCUGACCCAGAAAAUGACUUCAAAUGGUGCAACCAAUGUGGUGUUGGUGAAUAACAAACAAGUCUAUCCUAUUUUCAAAAAUGUUAAUUACAUCAUCACAAGCACAGGCAUGGAGGUCACAGUGCAGAUUCCAGAGAUUCAGGCUCAAGUGACCUACACAGGCAACACUUUUAACAUUGACUUGCCCUUCUCUGAGUUUCAGAACAAUACAGAAGGUCUAUGUGGGACCUGUGAUAACAGUCAAACAAAUGACUGCAGGUCACCCUCUGGUCAAAUCGAGUCUUGUGAGCACACUGCACCAAAGUGGCAGGUUCCCAAUAAGACGUGCAUAACACCCACCACUCCCCCUCCAAUUACCAUUAGUACCAUUUCUCCCUCCACAACGCCCUACCCAUGCCAGCCAGGCAUUUGUGAGCUCUUCAACAGCAGUGUGUUUGAAGAAUGCCGUAGCAUCAUUCCUUUAGAUCCAUAUAUGAAAAGUUGCACACAGGAUGUGUGCUCUGGAAGCUCUGCUUGCUCGAGCCUGCAGGCUUAUGCAUCCGCAUGCGCUAAGGCAGGAAUGUGCCUGAACUGGAGGAAUUACACUAACGGAGAAUGCGAGGUUACAUGUCCUUCUUCUAAAGUCUAUGAAGCCUGUGGCCCUGCUGUUCCUCCAACCUGCAAUUCUCAGCAUAAUACCAUGUACCAGGAGAUAAUGGAAUCUGCAGAAAAGCAGGAGGGAUGUUUCUGUAUGGAAGGCACCACGCUGUUCAACACAUACUCGGGUGUCUGCGUUACGUCCUGCGCUUGCAUAGGCCCUGAUGGCACUCCCAAAAUGCCGAACGAAACCUGGCAAGUUGGCUGCCAAAUGUGUGAGUGUGAUGGUGAGACCUUGAGCAUACAGUGUAACCCAGUGGUAUGUCCAACCGAGGUGAUGCCCACUUGUGAUCGAGCUGGAGAAGUUCUCAGAAACAAAACAGACGGCUGCUGUGAGAGCUACGAAUGUCAGUGUGAUCCAACUCAGUGUGUGAUGACCACUGUGGGCUGCCCUCUGGGUUUCACCCAGGACAUGGAUUCAAAACAAGGAGACUGCUGUCCUACAUACACCUGCAAACCUAUGAAAGUCUGUGUGCAGAACGGAACAAUGUAUCAGCCGGGCUCCCCCAUGCCCAGUGAUAAUGUGUGUGAGGAAUGCGAAUGUGGCACGGUGAUGGAUUCCAGCACUGAACUUCUGACUCCGGUGUGCACACCAAAAGACUGUAAUCUGACGUGUGACAAGGGUUAUGAGAAUAAGCCUGUCCCUGGCAAGUGCUGUGGAGAGUGUGUGAGGACGAGCUGCGUGGUCACGAUUAAUAACGUCACAGUGACCAUCCCGGUUAACGAAACAGUUUCCCCACCUGAUGAUAAAUGUGUGAAAUACACCUGCCAGGAUGUUAACGGUGACCCCAUGGUAAAGGAAAGCAAGAAAAUAUGUCCCGAUUUCAACCCAGAAAUCUGUGUCCCGGGAACAGAGACGACUGAUGCUGACGGCUGCUGCAUGAGCUGUACUCCACAGAGCAACUGUAACGUCCAUACGAACACCACGGUGCUGGUCCAUGACAACUGCAAAAGCACAUCUCCGGUCGAGAUCACUUCCUGCUCGGGAACCUGUGGCACUUCCUCUGUGUACUCUGCAGAGUCCAACACACUGAUGCACGCAUGCUCCUGCUGUCAGGAAGAGAAAACCAGUCAGAAGCAAGUGAAGAUGAUUUGCUCUGAUGGAUCAACGACCACGUUCACAUACAUUCACAUCGACUCGUGCGGCUGCAUGAAAUCCGAGUGCAAAGAAGCAGCGCAGAAACGCCGAAGGAGACGCUGAACGGGCCUCAUUAAUCUUUCAUCAGUGACGGAAAUGUAUUGAUUUAUGUCAUAGUGUAAGUUUCCUCUCUAGUAGUCCAUGUAGUGCUUCUCAUCUUCUUCUUGCAACUGUAUGCAAUAAGUUGUCAAAUGGAGAAAAAUCUGUUUUCACGUUUUUAUUAUUAUUAAUUAUUGUAAGGAAAUGUUACAAGCUUGCUGGAGUAAGGUGUUCAGUUCAGUGUGCUGUGCUUAUUAUCUUUGUCCUUUGUCUUUUAGUUCUCAAUAAACUACUGCAGUUUAAAGCUU
Molecule: messenger RNA, 18049 nt
Organism: Ictalurus punctatus (channel catfish)
Lineage: Eukaryota; Metazoa; Chordata; Actinopteri; Siluriformes; Ictaluridae
Product: mucin-5AC
Exons: 48
Coding region: 36-17765 (5909 amino acids)
Cellular component (GO): extracellular matrix
Molecular function (GO): protein binding
Source: RefSeq, a predicted model, not a curated record